AUGGCUGACAAUACUACGAACCGGAAUAAUAAUAAUCUGAUAUUUAUUAUUCUUACUCUACUUAUUAUUAUUUGGCUCCUAUCGAAUUUGACUGUACUUUUCAGUGCAGUUAUAUUCGUUCUUACUACGACAUUAAUCAAUUCUAAUUUUGAAACAACAGACAUUGUAAUGACUACUUCUUCAUCAUUACAAACACACACAAUAUUCCCAAGUAUGAACAAUGAUGAUGUUAAUCCUGAUGUGUUAACGAAUAAUAAUAAUUCGACCGCAAUUGCAGUGAAAGAAUCCGGAAGUAAACCAAUUUCGAAUAAUCAAGAGGAAACGGAUGAUGAACACGUUGCUGAACAAAGUGUUGAUCAGGAUACCUUAUUGAAUUUUGAUCAUCCAGUAUCUGACGACGCCAAGGGAGAUCUUCGGAGAUCUACCGCGAAAGACAAAAUCAAUGAAACAAUUCUUGGUGGAAAAAUUUCUGUCUCUUGUCGAACUGAAGAACCUAUUCCAACAACAACAAGUACAACAUGUUCACCACCACCAUCAUCACAAUCACCGGUAACAGUUCUAUCAAUUAAACGAACACCUGUGUGCGUAACAGAAGCGCCCAUGAAAAUAGCAAUUUCGUAUUCAUCAGUUAAUCGAAAACGUGUUUCCAAAAUUACUGAUAUGGUAAAGAGAAAUGUUAAGACAUAUGAAUGUCCUGAUCCUGUUUUUAUCGAUCGAGAUUUUCAAUAUGAAAUAUGUCGACUUAACGGUCGAGAACAUUUUAAUAAAAUUUAUAAUCAAGCACAUUUGGUUGUUGUCUUUUUAUCAUCUUCAUAUACAGAAUCAUAUCACUGCAUGAUGGAAUGGCGAGAAAUAUUUGACAAAUUUACUCCGGCAGGAAUGAAUAAUGAUCCUCUACAAUUGCUUUUGGUCAAGGUUGACGAUUAUGAUAUGGAGAAAUUAAAUCUUAAAAGAAGUGACUAUCCUCUGGAUGCUACACGAUUUAAUGAUGCCGAAGUUGCUGAAAUCAUUACAAAACGAUCGGUUCUUGUCGAAGAAAAAUUAGCAUAA
Adineta steineri is the source of this 1050-nucleotide messenger RNA. Lineage: Eukaryota; Metazoa; Rotifera; Eurotatoria; Adinetida; Adinetidae. The record is from the annotation of a GenBank genome assembly.